Messenger RNA from Impatiens glandulifera, 429 nucleotides. RefSeq lists its product as uncharacterized. The record is from RefSeq and is a predicted model, not a curated record. Lineage: Eukaryota; Viridiplantae; Streptophyta; Magnoliopsida; Ericales; Balsaminaceae. The coding region runs from base 1 to 429 and encodes 142 amino acids. The transcript is spliced from 2 exons.
AUGAGAAGCGUGCGAGAGAAGAGUUUUUACGUCUUUCAAGACAAUACUUUGGUUGGUGAUAUGAAGGUAGUGGAGGAGCCUCGAGAUGUAUUGCCCACAAGUCUAUGGCAUAAGAGAUUGGGAUACAUGAGUGAAAGGUGUUUGAAGGAGUUGAGUAAGAUAGACUACUUUGGCAAGGAGAAACUUGAUGAUUUGGAGUUUUGCGAGAACUGUAUAUAUGGUAAAGCUACGAGGGUGAAGUUUAUAAGGUCGAUUGAAGUGACUCGAAAGAUGAUCAGUUAUGUUUACUCAGACUUGUGGGGGCAUAACGAUAAGGCGCUUUCUAAGUUCAAGGAUUGGAAGAAAAUGGUAGAGACUCGGACUGGGAAGAAGGUUAAAAAACUCCGAACAGAUAACAGUUUAGAGUACCUAGGAGAGGAGUUCAAUUAG